AUGAAAAACGAAUCUGACGAAGGGACAGAUUUCCUGAAAUCAGAAAGCAUUGAAACUCCUGGUUCAUUGAAUUCAUCCUCAACAACAAGUGCAGUCAUCACCGAAGAAACUGAAAAUGCAGACGAUGAAGAUGCUUCAGUUGAGAACUACGAUUUGCAUUUCUCUCAUCUUAACAGUAGCGAUGCACAUACUAGCUUUUCAUCUGGUAAUGCUUGA
Molecule: messenger RNA, 216 nt
Organism: Ilex paraguariensis (yerba mate)
Lineage: Eukaryota; Viridiplantae; Streptophyta; Magnoliopsida; Aquifoliales; Aquifoliaceae
Source: the annotation of a GenBank genome assembly